AUUCCAUCUACCAGCUAUAUUCACCACAAAUUCCUGCUAACAAAGUGCAAAUAUGGUCGCCGAAAUCAUCACCACAAUCUCGCCCACGACAAACAAACCAAUUCUGACCCGACACGGCCAGUCACCAGAGGAAAUCCUGCGAUUGGGAACCACCGCGCAAAGCGCGUACAAGUCCUACCGCAAAUCCCACCCUACCCUCCAAUCCCGGCAGCAGAUCAUAUCAAAAGCCCUCGAGACACUAUCGGAAAGACAAGAUGCCCUGGCUCGCGAACUCACCGAGCAGAUGGGCCGGCCCAUCUCGUACACCGCAAAGGAAAUCACCACGGCAGUCAAGAGAGCGGAGUAUAUGAACAAAGUGGCGCCCGAUGUUCUCGAGCGGGACGCCACGAUUGCCGGUGAACAGGAAUUAGGCUUCAAGCGGUACAUCACGAGGAAAGAGCCUGUGGGCGUCGUGCUGGUCAUAUUCGCCUGGAAUUAUCCCUACCUGAUCCUGGUGAACAGUUUGAUCCCGGCGCUGUUGGCCGGCUGCGCCGUGAUCCUGAAGCCGAGUCCUCAAACGCCGACAAUUGUGGAACACAUCGUCGACAUCUUUCAGGGUGCCGGGCUGCCGCAGAACGUCAUCCAGUACCUUCAUUGCGGGAGUCCUACGGAUCUCAAGCCAUUGAUUCUGUCCCCCGAGGUCAACCACAUCUGCUUCACCGGUUCAGUCGCCGCGGGGAUAGCGAUCCAGACACUUGCGGCCUCCCGUGUGUCGUGUUCCGUAGGACUGGAACUCGGCGGGAAGGAUCCGGCCUAUAUUCGCCCGGAUGUCGACGCUGCUUGGGCGGCAGAAGAAAUCGUGGACGGGGCGAUCUUCAAUUCGGGACAGUCGUGCUGCGCCAUUGAACGUGUCUACGUCCAUGCCGACAUCUAUGAUUCGUUCUUGGGGGAAGUCAAGAAAGUCCUCGAGGGAUACAAACUAGGUGACCCCCUCGAAAAGACUACACACGUCGGGCCUGUGGUCUCGAAAAGAUCAAAGGAGACAAUCGAAAAGCAGGUUGCUGACGCCAUUGCCGCUGGAGCUGUGGAUGAGACGCCUCACAAUGAGACCUUCAACUCACCGACAGGCCCCAAGGAGGGCAACUGGGUGGCGCCCGUCCUCCUCACCAAUGUGAAUCACGGCAUGUCGGUCAUGCGCGACGAGACGUUCGGCCCGGUCAUACCCCUGCAGAAAGUCUCCAGCGACGAAGAGGCGAUUGGACUCAUGAACGACUCACAAUUCGGACUCACGGCGUCAAUAUGGACGAAAGACACGCAAAGGGGCGAAGAGCUGUGCGGGUCGGUCGAGGCCGGGACCGUGUUUGUGAACCGAGCGGAUUUCCCGAGUCCGGAUCUCGCCUGGACGGGGUGGAAGGAUAGUGGCAAGGGCGUCACCUUGAGCAAAUUGGGAUUCGAGCAGUUUGUCAAGGUCAAGAGUUUCCACGUGAAAAACUAUCCCAAGUGAAAGGAGGGUAAAUGCUCCAAUCGAGAUCAGAGCGAAGGGUAUGGGACAGGCUUGAAAAGGGAAUGAAAUCUGGCGAACAAACGAGACGAGGGGGGAAUGUACAUGCAUAUCGCCAGAUAGGGGCGUGCGAGGCUGCAUUUCGAUCACCACGCAAAUGAUGUUUCCCCUUGGCUCUGUAUCAACGCCCGGAGCAAUCCGACCAGAAUGCCCGAUAGAGACACGACCAGCAUGGACUGUCAGGACAGCAGAGUCAUAUAGCGAAUAGACGGAUAGACAAAAGGGGAGCAGGAACCUGAGACUCUCCAAUUGCCGAAAGUGAUUGAAUCGGACAUACAUUUAUUUGCACAGCUUCGUGGUCUUUCACAAGCGGCAAGUUAAAAUCUUCGACUGUCCUUGCCAUUGGAGCCAGACGAGGACGAAUCUGCAUCAUUCG
Molecule: messenger RNA, 1916 nt
Organism: Cladophialophora immunda
Lineage: Eukaryota; Fungi; Ascomycota; Eurotiomycetes; Chaetothyriales; Herpotrichiellaceae
Exons: 1
Coding region: 53-1483 (476 amino acids)
Molecular function (GO): aldehyde dehydrogenase (NAD+) activity
Source: RefSeq, a predicted model, not a curated record